CGCAGGGUCCCGCCGCCCGCCGGCUGCGCUGAGCCGGGCGCCCCCAGUGCUGCGGAGGAGGCGCCCCGUGCACCUUGCCGUGCGCAGCGCCUUGUCCACAGCGCUCUGUUUCUGCCUGUGAAUCUUUUCCGUCCUUCAGAAGAAGCCGGUGGCACUUUGCCGUGCGGUAACGAACUGUUCGUUUGCGGCCGGUGUUUGUAUCGGGGGCUCCUCUGCGGAGGAAGGGGAACUCCCUAAGGGCAGUGCCCACGCCCGGGGACCCUCCUUAAAGCCCCAUGGGGCAGCGACUCCUGGGGGAGGCUGCGGCUCCGCUGAGGAAUCACGGUCCUGAAGUUCACACGUUGCAUCUUUUAGGUGGUAAUGACGGUUUUCUCACGGUUAGGUGGAGCAGGAUGGGUGACCCGUUCGGUGAUAAACUAGAGCUGAUUGAUACGGUGGUGCACGGAAGGUCAAGAAGAAGGUUACUCAAGGGCAUAGAGUGGUAACCAGUUAGAAUUAGAGGAAGUGGGAACAGAUAAGAGGAAGUUGCUAGGCUCGGACGAGCCUAUAGAGAGGGGCAAGACCUACGAGUGAUCAAAAGGAAUGCACCAAUCGCAAGUCUGUACCUAUGCAUGCUAGCCGCGUGUAGCUGGCUCAGAAGCUAUAGAAUAGCUUGCAUUGGAACAAUAAAGGGUCUCCAUUUCUCGACUUUCUUGGAGUCCGUGUCUCCUUUCCCUUCAAAUGGUGACCGCGACGUGAUUUGCGGAGGAGCAGCGCUGCAAGGAGCGUCCGAAGGGAACCCAGCCGAACGAGGCAAGCUCGCAGCCGGACUGCAGCUUCAACCCCGGGACAUCACCUGGAAGGCAGGACAAGGACCACGAUGGGUGCAGCCCGUGGCAUGCGACCUUGGUUGGGACAACCGCCCUCCUCCACCUCUGCAGUUUUGGUGCCGCAUGGGUCUCAAUCCAGCCCAGAUGAAACAUUUGGGUCACCCUCGCCAACAUGACGGAACAGGACCAUGUGUGUCUCUCUAUGGCCAGCGCGGGCAAUCCAUUCACAACCUGCUUGGUCGGGAUUCCGCUAUCAGAUAACGAACUUACAGCUUCGGUCAACAGUAUGGGAAUAGGGGCAAUCCUUACGGCAGGGUGGAACGCCUCUGAUACAGGAAACGCCUCUAGGGAGGCAAUGAACAACUGGGAUGGCUGGGCUGCCAACUUACCGAUAGCCCCGUUAGAGCCUCAGGAACUAGACAUCUUAGGGAGGGUUAAUGCACUUGCCUGCCUAAAAUUCAAUUAUACUGGGAAAAAUAUCACCGCGGUCAAUAUAACGGCUAAUCUAUCUGUAUACCAGAAUGAAUCUGAAUGGUGCAAUUACACCACCCCUAAUAUAUCGAGGUCCUCAAAUGCACCCUUGGCCUUGCCAACCGGAGUGUGCCUUAUUUGCGGGGACCGAGCUUGGCAAGGUAUUCCCUCUCAUAUUGUAGGAGGACCUUGCACCUUGGGACGCUUAACUUUAUUGACACCCAACACGUCUAUGAUCUUGAAUAUCACCAAGAUCCAUGGACGACCAAAACGAUCAGUUAAUCAUUUCCAGGAAGACUGUAGGAAUAAUUUGGAUUUUUGGGAGGCAGAUAAAGUUAUCACAGCCUCCAUCCUUGCACCUGGUGUCGCUGUCUCCCAUGCCUUGACAACGCUUAAUAAAUUAGGGUGUUGGCUUGCCAAACAAAACAAUGCCACGUCUGCUGCAUUAAGUGCUUUGCUGGCAGAUACGGAUUCCAUUAUGCACGCCACUCUGCAAAAUAGAGCAGCUAUUGAUUUUCUGCUAUUAGCCCAAGGUCAUGGGUGUGAAGAAUUUGAAGGCAUGUGCUUUAUGAAUCUGAGCAACAAUUCUCAGAUGGUAUUUCUUAAAAAAAUGAAUGAGUUGUCUGAUAAGCUAACGACAAGCUCACUGGGAUUGCAGGCAUGGCUAAAAGGAUUAGGAAUAACUGGGUGGUUGAUGGAGUUGAUGAAAGGGGUGCUUAUUUUGCUUAUUGCAUUUGUUGCAAUUAUAGUAGUUGUACCGUGCCUGUUGCAAUGUUUGCAAAAAAUGAUUAAUCGCUCAAUACGCACGAUCUGGGUUGUAGAAACAAAAAAAGGGGGAAUUAUGGGUGACCCGUUCGGUGAUAAACUAGAGCUGAUUGAUACGGCGGUGCACUAAAGGUCAAGAAGAAGGUUACUCAAGGGCAUAGAGUGGUAACCAGUUAGAAUUAGAGGAAGUGGGAACAGAUAAGAGGAAGUUGCUAGGCUCGGACGAGCCUAUAGAGAGGGGCAAGACCUACGAGUGAUCAAAAGGAAUGCACCAAUCGCAAGUCUGUACCUAUGCAUGCUAGCCGCGUGUAGCUGGCUCAGAAGCUAUAGAAUAUCUUGCAUUGGAACAAUAAAGGGUCUCCAUUU
This is a messenger RNA of Cygnus atratus (black swan), 2411 nucleotides long. RefSeq lists its product as uncharacterized. The record is from RefSeq and is a predicted model, not a curated record. The transcript has 2 exons. Bases 982 to 2175 code for a protein of 397 amino acids. NCBI's taxonomy places the organism in Eukaryota, Metazoa, Chordata, Aves, Anseriformes, Anatidae.